AAGAUAUUGUACGCACUCUCUCUCUCUACCCUCAUUUUGUCAUUUGUUCUCUCUUUCUCUCUCCGUUCCUCCAUCUCGCCGGCACUCGGCAGAGAAAAGCGAAUAAAAACUGGUGCAAUGUCGACGGAAGAUGAGAAGUUGUUGAAGGAGGCGAAGAAACUGCCAUGGGAGGAUCGAUUGACGCACAAGAACUGGAAGGUGAGGAAUGAUGCGAACAUUGACCUCGCCGCCGUCUGCGAUUCCAUCACGGAUCCGAAAGAUCAUCGCAUUCGCGAAUUUGGGCCGUAUUUCAAGAAGGCUGUUUCGGAUUCGAAUGCUCCUGUGCAAGAGAAGGCUCUCGAUGCGAUAAUUGCGUACUUGAGAGCUGCCGAUGCUGAUGCAGGAAGGUACGCGAAGGAAGUAUGUGAUGCAAUUGUGGCUAAGUGCCUCACUGGUCGUCCAAAGACAGUGGAGAAGUCUCAGAUGGUGUUUAUGCUUUGGGUAGAGUUAGAGGCUGUUGACGCAUUCCUGGAUGCUAUGGAGAAAGCAAUUAAAAACAAAGUUGCCAAAGCAGUUGUUCCUGCAAUUGAUGUCAUGUUUCAAGCGUUAAGUGAAUUUGGGUCGAAGAUUGUACCCCCUAAAAGAAUCUUAAAGAUGCUUCCUGAACUUUUUGAUCACCAAGACCAAAAUGUUCGUGCUUCAUCUAAAGGACUUACACUUGAGCUUUGUCGUUGGAUUGGGAAAGACCCAGUGAAAUCAAUAUUGUUUGAGAAAAUGCGUGAUACAAUGAAAAAAGAGUUAGAGGCAGAGCUUAUCAAUGUCACUGGGACGGCUAGGCCAUCUCGCAAAAUAAGAUCUGAGCAAGAUAAGGAACCGGAACAAGAAGCUCCGUCUGAAGUUGUGGCCUCUGGUCCUUCUGAGGAAUCUGGCACAGAUGUUCCUCAGGAAAUUGAUGAGUAUGAGCUCGUUGAUCCUGUUGAUAUAUUGACUCCUUUGGAGAAGUCAGGCUUUUGGGACGGCGUGAAAGCUACCAAGUGGUCAGAGCGAAAGGAGGCUGUUGCAGAGCUUACCAGGCUUGCUUCAACUAAAAGGAUAGCUCCUGGAGAUUUCACAGAAAUAUGCCGAAUACUUAAGAAGCUUAUUACAGAUGUGAAUAUAGCUGUUGCAGUUGAAGCCAUUCAAGCAAUUGGGAAUCUUGCUAGGGGCCUAAGAACUCAUUUUUCUGGGAGUUCACGCUUCCUAUUGCCUGUUUUACUUGAAAAACUGAAGGAGAAAAAACCUACCAUGACUGAUGCACUUUCCCAAACACUCCAAGCAAUGCACAAAUCUGGGUGCUUAACUCUUGCUGAUAUUGUUGAAGAUGUCAAGGCGGCAGUGAAAAAUAAAGUGCCACUAGUGCGCUCAUUGACUUUAAACUGGGUUACAUUUUGUACUGAGACAAGCAACAAGGCUGUUGUCCUUAAAGCCCACAAGGACUAUGUUCCAAUUUGCAUGGAGUGCCUGAAUGAUGGGACCCCUGAAGUGAGAGAUGCUGCCUUUUCUGUUUUGGCAGCCAUAGCUAAGUUGGUCGGCAUGAGGCCUUUAGAGAAGUCCUUGGAGAAACUAGAUGAUGUUAGAAAAAAGAAACUUUCGGAAAUGAUUGGGGGUUCUGGAGGUGGUACAGUUGGUACAAGCUCAGUCCAAACAUCUGGAGGAGUCGUUUCUUGCGUAGAGGCUUCAGAAGGAUUAUACGUGAGAAAGUCAGCAGCAAGCAUGCUUAGUGGGAAGAAGCCUGUUCAUGCAGCUCCUGCUAGUAAGAAAGGAGUGUCUGUGAAAUCGGGUGUCAGCAAAAAAGAUGGAGCUGGACCAAUGAAAACUUCAAAGCCAGUUGAAUCUGAAGACGUUGAGCCAGCAGAUAUGAGCCUUGAAGAGAUUGAAAGCAGAUUAGGUUCUGUUAUACAAGCUGAUACCAUUUCUCAAUUGAAGAGCAGCGUAUGGAAAGAGCGGCUGGAAGCAAUUGUCUCAUUUAAAGAACAGGUGGUUGGGACGCAGGACCUAGACCAGUCAGUGGAGAUGCUAAUUCGUUUACUUUGUGCUGUUCCUGGAUGGAGUGAGAAAAAUGUGCAGGUCCAGCAACAAGUUAUUGAUGUCAUUAACCACAUAGCAUCUACUGCAUCCAAGUUUCCGAAAAAAUGUGUAGUGCUUUGCCUUUUCGGUAUAAGCGAAAGGGUGGCAGAUAUCAAGACCCGUGCUCAUUCCAUGAAGUGCCUUACAACUUUUUGUGAAGCUGCAAGCCCAGGAUUUAUUUUUGACCGACUAUACAAAAUCAUGAAAGAGCACAAGAAUCCGAAGGUUCUUAGUGAGGGUAUUUUGUGGAUGGUAUCAGCUGUUGAAGACUUUGGUAUAUCACAUGUGAAACUGAAGGAUUUAAUUGAUUUUUGCAAAGAUACGGGAUUGCAAUCCAGUGCUGCUGCCACUAGAAAUGCCACUAUUAAGCUCAUUGGGGUUUUGCAUAAGUUUGUUGGUCCAGAAAUCAAAGGGUUUCUAACAGAUGUCAAACCUGCUCUUCUUAGUGCCCUUGAUGCAGAGUACGAAAAAAAUCCAUUUGAGGGUGCAUCUGCAGUUCCAAAGAAAACUGUGAAGACAUCAGAAUCCACAUCAUCUUCAUUUGGUGGUGGGCUAGAUAGCCUGCCACGCGAAGAUAUAAGUGGGAAGAUCACACCUGCCCUUCUUAAGGGCUUGGAAAGUCCUGAUUGGAAGAUUCGUUUGGAAUCUAUUGAAGCUGUUAACAAAAUAUUGGAAGAGGCCAAUAAGCGCAUUCAGCCAACAGGAACUGCGGAUUUAUUCGGAGCUCUUAGAGGUCGCCUAUAUGACAGCAACAAAAAUUUAGUUAUGGCAAGUUUGACUACUGUUGGCGCUGUCGCAUCUGCAAUGGGAGCAGCAGUUGAUAAGUCAAGCAAGGGCAUUCUAUCUGAUGUUUUGAAAUGCCUGGGUGACAAUAAAAAGCAUAUGAGAGAAUCUGCUUUGACUACUUUAGAUUCUUGGCUUGCUGCUGUACAUCUAGACAAAAUGAUUCCUUAUGUUGCUGCUGCUUUAACGGAUGCUAAGCUUGGCGCGGAAGGGCGUAAGGAUCUUUUUGAUUGGGUAUCCAGGCAACUUACUGGAUUAAGUGAUUUUUCUGAUGCUUCACAUCUUCUAAAACCAGCUGCCUCUGCUAUGACGGAUAAAUCAGCAGAAGUUCGCAAGGCAGCCGAAGUAUGCAUUGGUGAAAUUUUAAGAGCUUGCGGACAAGAAACAGUGACCAAGAAUUUGAAAGAUAUACAUGGACCUGCAUUAGCCAUUGUUCUUGAACGGCUGAAACCACAUGGGACUUUUCAAGAAACAUUUGAAUCAGCAAAAACAAUACCAACAUCCAAAAGUGGCUCAAAGGUUGGGAAAUCUAGUAACAACGGUCAUGCAGAUCGUGCACCAAGGCAUGGAAGCAGAGCAGUGUCUUCGAGAGUUCCCUCAAGCAAAGGUUCAAGGCCUGAAUCAAUUUUAUCAGUUCAAGAUAUGACUAUCCAGUCCCAGCCUUUGUUAAAUGUGAAGGAUUCAAACAAGGAUGAUAGAGAAAGAAUGGUUAUCCGUAGGUUUAAAUUUGAAGAGCCACGGUUAGAGCAAAUUCAAGAGCUUGAGAAUGAUCUUAUGAAGUAUUUCAGAGAAGAUUUGCACAGGAGGCUUCUUAGCACAGACUUCAAGAAGCAAGUUGAUGGUAUUGAGAUGCUGCAGAAGGCACUUCCAUCCACUGGAAAGGAAAUGAUUGAAGUUCUUGAUGUUCUUCUAAGAUGGUUUGGAUUGCGAUUUUGUGAAUCUAAUACAUCAUGCCUAUUGAAGGUGUUGGAAUUCCUUCCCGAACUUUUUGAUACAUUGAGGAAUGAGGGGUACACCAUUACCGAAUCUGAGGCUGCCAUUUUUUUUCCCUGCUUGAUUGAGAAGUGUGGACACAACAUCGAGAAAGUACGAGAAAAAAUGCGGGAGCUGAUUAAACAAAUUAUUAAUGCAUAUUCAGCCCCAAAAGCUUUCCCCUAUAUUUUGGAGGGUUUGCGUUCUAGGAACAACCGAACCCGGAUAGAGUGUGUUGAUCUUGUUGGAUUUUUAAUCGACAGCCAUGGUGCUGAGAUUGGUGGACAAUUAAAAUCAUUGCAGAUAGUUGCAAGCUUAACAGCAGAACGAGAUGGUGAAAUUCGCAAAGCAGCCUUGAAUACUUUAGCUACUGGUUAUAAGAUUGUUGGCGAUGACAUAUGGAAAUAUGUUGGGAAGCUAACAGAUGCUCAAAGAAGCAUGUUAGAUGACAGGUUUAAGUGGAAGGCACGAGAGAUGGACAAAAGGAAGGAAGGAAAACCCGGUGAGGCUAGGGCUGCUUUAAGGCGUUCUGUUAGGGAAAAUGGGUCUGAUUUAGCAGAGCAAAGUGGUGAAGUUUCACGAUCUGUGUCUGGCCCAAUAUUUGCCAGGGAGAUUUAUGGUCACUCUGAGCUUCACAUGGAGAGAAAUGUAAUGACUCGACCACUUGCUAGUGCGAAUGGUCCGACUGACUGGAAUGAAGCUCUGGAUAUCAUUGCAUUUGGUUCCCCUGAGCAGUCUGUUGAAGGAAUGAAAGUUGUUUGCCAUGAGUUGGCUCAGGCAACCGGUGAUCCUGAAGGCAACACAAUGGAUGAUAUUUUGAAAGAUGCUGAUAGGCUUGUUUCUUGUUUAGCAAAUAAGGUAGCCAAGACUUUUGACUUGAGUUUGACAGGAGCCUCUUCAAGGUCUUGCAAAUAUGUUCUGAACACGCUUAUGCAGACAUUCCAAAAUAAACGGCUUGCUCAUGCUGUUAAAGAGAGUACCCUUGACAGUCUCAUCACGGAGCUUCUUCUUUGGCUUUUAGAUGAAAGGGUUCCCCGGAUGGAUGAUGGCAGCCAGCUUUUAAAAGCAUUGAAUGUUUUGAUGCUUAAGAUUCUUGAUAAUGCAGAACGGACAUCGUCAUUUGUUGUCCUGAUUAAUCUGUUACGGCCAUUAGACCCUUCAAGGUGGCCAUCACCAGCAUCAAAUGAGUCCUGUGCGACGAGAAAUCAGAAGUUCUCUGAUUUGGUUGUCAAAUGUCUGAUCAAACUCACAAAAGUUCUUCAAAGUACAAUAUAUGAAGUUGACCUUGACCGCAUCCUUCAAAGCAUCCAUGUAUAUUUGCAAGAUUUGGGAAUGGAGGAAAUCAGGAGAAGAGCUGGAGCUGAUGAUAAACCAUUACGAAUGGUUAAAACUGUUCUACACGAGCUUGUUAAGCUUCGUGGGACUGCAAUCAAGGGUCAUCUUUCUAUGGUUCCAAUUGACAUGGAACCACAGCCUAUUAUUCUUGCGUACAUUGAUCUUAAUCUUCAGACUUUGGCUGCUGCGAGAAUGUUGACACCUUCAGGCCCUGCUGGCCAAACACACUGGGGUGAUUCUGCAGCUAACAAUCCAACACCUGCCACUCAUUCUUCUGAUGCCCAGUUGAAGCAAGAACUCGCUGCAAUUUUCAAGAAGAUUGGUGACAAGCAAACAUGUUCCAUUGGUCUUUAUGAACUUUAUCGCAUCACCCAAUUAUAUCCCAAGGUUGAUAUAUUUGCUCAGCUCCAAAAUGCUAGCGAGGCAUUUCGAACAUAUAUCAGAGAUGGUUUAGCUCAGAUGGAGAAGAAUGCAGCGGCAGGAAGGACACCUUCUAGUUUACCAUUAUCAACUCCUCCCCCAGCUACUCUAAACCUUUCUUCCCCAAAAUUUGCAUCACUUUCACCUAUAAGUACAAAUCCAUUGAAUGAUGCAAAAUCUCUAAAUAUUAAAGUAGAACCAUCAAACUUCAGUUUACCCCCAUCUUAUGCUGAAGAUGACAGGGCCAGUAAUUUUGCCUCUUCGAGAGCUCCUAUGUCUGACCAUUCAGAUUUACGGCAGUAUCUAGGGGAACAAAAGAAUGACAAAUUUCCAUCCGGAGUGUCUGGCGGAACAUUAGAUGCUAUAAGAGAAAGGAUGAAGAGCAUCCAGCUAGCAGCAGCUGCUGGGAACCCGGAUUCUGGAAACAGGCCACUAAUGCACAUGAAUGGCAAUUUAACUCACAGUGUCCCUAGUCAGUUUACACAUGCAGCAGACCGUGCUAGUUCAGAUAAUUCUGUGCAGAGUGGGGUUCUUCCUAUGGAUGAGAAGGCAUUGUCUGGCCUUCAAGCAAGGAUGGAGAGACUUAAAAGUGGAUCAAUUGAACCGCUUUAGGAGGAAGAGAGUUCGGGGACACCGAUUUGAUUCAUUGAGCAUCCGGGUGUUGUAACUGUGGCAUAAGAAGCCAGCCUUCUGUAAAUGAAAGAGGGGAGCACCUGAGUGUAAUUAUAGGGAUGGUUGCCGGUAUAGAUUAGAUACUAAGCAUUUGGUGCAUUGAAACUCAACCUUGGAAGUUUUUUAUACUCCCUUGAUUUUGCGGCAGAGAUGUGGUGGUUGGCACUGGUUUAUGAUGUGUACCUCAUUCGUGUGUAAUUUGUAUAUUUUAGUUGACGCUUUGUUCUUUUUGGCCAAUGUGCCUGUCAUUUCCUCUAAUUUAAUGCCAACAGUUUUAAA
Messenger RNA from Cornus florida, 6546 nucleotides. RefSeq names its product protein MOR1-like. Gene Ontology annotation, molecular function: microtubule plus end polymerase activity; phosphatidylinositol binding; ubiquitin binding. The record is from RefSeq and is a predicted model, not a curated record. Gene Ontology annotation, cellular component: microtubule plus-end; kinetochore; spindle pole. NCBI's taxonomy places the organism in Eukaryota, Viridiplantae, Streptophyta, Magnoliopsida, Cornales, Cornaceae. Gene Ontology annotation, biological process: establishment or maintenance of microtubule cytoskeleton polarity; mitotic spindle organization; microtubule polymerization. The coding region runs from base 118 to 6207 and encodes 2029 amino acids. The transcript has 55 exons.